AAUCGCGGUAUGCAUGCCUCUCGUUACGAAUGAAGUGUCCUGGGAACGGGAGGAGACGGGGGGACGCAGGAGAGAGGCAGUGAGCGAGAGAGAGAGAGAGAGAGAGAGAGAGAGAGAGAGAGAGAGAGAGAGAGAGAGAGAGAGAGAGAGAGAGAGAGAGAGAGAGAGAGAGAGAGAGAGAGAGAGGAGGAGCGAGAGAGAGAGAGAGAGAGAGAGAGAGAGAGAGAGAGAGAGAGAGAGAGAGAGAGAGAGAGAGAGAGAGAGAGAGAGAGAGAGAGAGAGAGAGAGAGAGAGAGAGAGAGCGUGCGAAGAUACACGUGGCAGUGGAGGUGCGGCGAGCGGCGCAAAAGGGGCGAGUGGCGCAAGUGGUACCUGGUAUCCAAUGAAGGUGCAUUCGUAGAACUGGAUGCGAGUGCCCUUCACCAUUAG
This is a messenger RNA of Closterium sp. NIES-67, 429 nucleotides long. NCBI's taxonomy places the organism in Eukaryota, Viridiplantae, Streptophyta, Zygnematophyceae, Desmidiales, Closteriaceae. The record is from the annotation of a GenBank genome assembly.